This is a messenger RNA of Somion occarium, 2163 nucleotides long. Lineage: Eukaryota; Fungi; Basidiomycota; Agaricomycetes; Polyporales; Cerrenaceae. The record is from the annotation of a GenBank genome assembly.
GCAGUCUCAAGCCUACUCCAGCAUCCCCAACAGCUCAUAUAACUGGUCUACCCUCAGCUAACCUCCGUCCCUGAGGCGCUUCGUACUGCCGAAAAUAGUACACGGCCUUGGUUCCAUGUCAAACGAUGUAAGUGAGAUUGGUGCAGGAUUGAAAUGUACGAAGCGUCGGUAAUCGGCCUAUCCCAGCAUGAAGGCGAAGGAGUGUCGGCUGCCGUAGACGCAGCAUUGACUUGGGUUGAUGUCUUUCCUCUUGUGGAUAUCGAGAAGGACGAUCGACACCUGUAAUUCAGCGUUUAUCCCUGCCGAAAGGGAAUAUAGGUAGGGGAUAUAUAAAUCGUUUUCUGUGGACACCUUUCCCUGCACCUGGCCAAGAUGACACUGGCGGUUUAUCCUGCUCUCCUCGUUGCACUCUUUCUCGUAUGGAGAUAUGUCCGAAAGGGCAAAGCUGCAGGUUCUUUACCACCUGGUCCUCCAGGGGACCCCAUUAUUGGACAUCUUCGCACUUUACCUCGUGAAAACUAUGGCGAGAAAUACUAUGAGUGGUCGAAGAUUUAUGGCGACGUGUUCUCUAUCAAUAUCCUUGGCAGACCUAUUAUCAUCUUGAACACUGUACAAGCGGCGAGCGAUCUCUUUGACAAGCGUAGCUCAACCUACAAUGACAGGCCGUAUUUCCCUAUGCAAGAUCUUAUGGGUUGGGGUGACACACUUGCAUUCCUUCCUUUCGGCGAGAAGUUCCAGCUCCAGAGGAAAUUAAUCCAGACACCAUUGACUCGACCAGGCGCUGCAAUGUUCCGCGGCCAACAGGUUAUCCAGGCCCGAAUCAUGAUGUCCAAGCUUCUCAAGAACCCAAAGCACUUCGAACAUAUUGCUAUGCGCUACGCCACCGCUAUCAUCAUCGAAAUGGCAUACGGACAUCGGGUCGUGUCUGAUGACGAUGUCUAUGUAGAAAUUGCUGAAGGAAUCAACAAGACGAUCACUGAUGCCGGAACUCCUGGGAUGACCCCGGUCGACGUUUUCCCUAUCUUGAGGCAUGUUCCCGCCUGGUUCCCAGGAGCAUGGUUUGCUAAGGUCGCGCGAGACGCUGUACCUGUGGUAACGAAGUUCCGCAACUUCCCCUUCCAAGAAGUGCAGCGGCAAAUGGCAGAAGGCACUGCAACUGCUUCAUUCCUUUCGAUGCAUCUGGAAGAGCUCGCUCGACAGGGCAAGGAGAGUCCGGAGGAUAUCAAUGCCAUCAAGGUUGCGGCGUUCCAUCUCUUUGGAGCUGGCGGUGACACUACAUUCUCAGCUAUUCUAACAUUCAUAUUUGCCAUGCUGAACUAUCCUGAGAUUCAGAAGAAGGCUCAGAAAGAGAUAGAUGACGUGAUUGGAAACGAUCGUCUCCCUGACUUCUCUGACCGCGAAUCACUUCCGUAUGUCGACGCUGUCAUGUGGGAAACAAUCCGCUGGCAUCAGGCUGGACCUAUUGGCAUGCCUCGCCGCGCUAUGCAGGAUGAGAUCUACAAUGGCAUGUUGAUUCCAAAAGGUGCAAUGGUUAUCUCUAAUAUGAGAGCUUUGACGUGGGACGAGAAUGUUUAUGCCGAACCCCACAAAUUCUGGCCCGAACGCUACCUUCCCAAGCCUGUUGGAAACGCUGAACCCCCUCCUACUAUGAUCUUUGGACAUGGUCGUCGCAUCUGUCCCGGGCGUUAUCUCGCUGAGGCCAGUCUCUGGAUUGUGGCUACCCACCUUCUGACAACCUUCAACGUUACCCGUGCUCGUGAUGCUCAAGGAAGGGAAAUCGUGCCUCCGGUCGAGUUCACAUCUGCGCUCACUACUCAUCCUAAGCCUUUCGAGUGUGAUAUCAAGCCUAGGUCGGAGAAAGCAGCCUCACUCAUUCGCACUGCCGUUCACGGCGAAGGUCUUGAAGCUUGAGGGGAUCCAAGUCGUGCGAAUGUUUUGCUGUACUCAAGCAUUGCUCUGCAUUUUUUUUUUGUAUUCGUAGAUUUCCUCCGGUGUGACAGGGCAGAUCUUUUCUUACGUAUCAGGAUUUUCCGACAAACCCGUUGAACACUGGCUGAAUGUGCUGUCAGUAAACGAGUUGAAUUAGGCUUGUAAUACUAGUAAUUGGACGUCUUUCAGAAGUCAUUUAGAACGCCGUCUAAGCAAUAACUCAAUAGAAAAAAG